Macaca mulatta (Rhesus monkey) is the source of this 3152-nucleotide messenger RNA. RefSeq names its product diacylglycerol kinase epsilon (gene DGKE). Lineage: Eukaryota; Metazoa; Chordata; Mammalia; Primates; Cercopithecidae. Gene Ontology annotation, molecular function: ATP-dependent diacylglycerol kinase activity. Gene Ontology annotation, biological process: phospholipase C-activating G protein-coupled receptor signaling pathway. The record is from RefSeq and is a predicted model, not a curated record. Gene Ontology annotation, cellular component: membrane.
GCUCGCGGCCCCGCGCGCCGGGUCGGCGUGCGUGCGGCUGGAGCCUCAAGCGUUUCUUCCCCGCCCCGGCUUCAUCGCCGCCCGCGGCCCAGCUUCGCACUCCUCCUGCGCGAGGGCGGCCAAGGCCUGGCCAAGAGCCGCGCCUCCGCUCGCGCGAGGUGUCGUCCUUGGAGAAGAUGGAAGCGGAGAGGCGGCCGGCGCCGGGCUCGCCCUCCGAGGGCCUGUUUGCGGACGGGCACCUGAUCUUGUGGACGCUGUGCUCGGUCUUGCUGCCGGUGUUCAUCACCUUCUGGUGUAGCCUCCAGCGGUCGCGCCGGCUGCUGCACCGCAGAGACAUCUUCCGCAAGAGCAAGCACGGGUGGCGCGACACGGACCUGUUCAGCCAGCCCACCUACUGCUGCGUGUGCGCGCAGCACAUUCUGCAGGGCGCUUUCUGCGACUGCUGCGGGCUCCGGGUGGACGAGGGCUGCCUCAAGAAGGCCGACAGGCGCUUCCAGUGCAAGGAGAUUAUGCUCAAGAAUGACACCAAGGUCCUGGACGCCAUGCCCCACCACUGGAUCAGGGGCAACGUGCCCCUGUGCAGUUACUGUAUGGUUUGCAAGCAGCAGUGUGGCUGUCAACCCAAGCUUUGCGAUUACAGGUGCAUUUGGUGCCAGAAGACAGUACAUGAUGAGUGCAUGAAAAAUAGUUUAAAGAAUGAAAAGUGUGAUUUUGGAGAAUUCAAAAACCUAAUCAUUCCACCAAGUUAUUUAACCUCCAUUAAUCAGAUGCGUAAAGACAAAAAAACAGAUUAUGAAGUGCUAGCCUCUAAGCUUGGAAAGCAAUGGACACCAUUAAUAAUCCUGGCCAACUCUCGUAGUGGAACUAAUAUGGGAGAAGGACUGUUGGGAGAAUUUAGGAUCUUGUUGAAUCCAGUCCAGGUUUUUGAUGUAACUAAAACUCCUCCUAUCAAAGCCCUACAACUCUGUACUCUUCUUCCAUAUUAUUCAGCUCGAGUACUUGUUUGUGGAGGGGAUGGGACUGUAGGGUGGGUCCUGGAUGCAGUUGAUGACAUGAAAAUUAAGGGACAAGAAAAGUACAUUCCACAAGUUGCAGUCUUGCCUCUGGGAACAGGCAACGAUCUAUCCAAUACAUUGGGUUGGGGUACAGGUUAUGCUGGAGAAAUUCCAGUUGCACAGGUUUUGCGAAAUGUAAUGGAAGCAGAUGGAAUUAAACUAGAUCGAUGGAAAGUUCAAGUAACAAAUAAAGGAUACUACAACUUAAGAAAACCCAAGGAAUUCACAAUGAACAACUAUUUUUCUGUUGGACCUGAUGCUCUCAUGGCUCUCAAUUUUCAUGCUCAUCGUGAGAAGGCACCAUCUCUGUUUUCUAGCAGAAUUCUUAAUAAGGCGGUUUACUUAUUUUAUGGAACCAAAGAUUGUUUAGUGCAAGAAUGUAAAGAUUUGAAUAAAAAAGUUGAGCUAGAACUGGAUGGUGAGCGAGUAGCACUGCCCAGCUUGGAAGGUAUUAUAGUUCUGAACAUUGGUUACUGGGGCGGUGGCUGCAGACUAUGGGAAGGGAUGGGAGACGAGACUUACCCUCUAGCCAGGCAUGACGAUGGUCUACUGGAAGUCGUUGGAGUAUAUGGGUCUUUCCACUGUGCUCAGAUUCAAGUAAAACUGGCGAAUCCUUUUCGAAUAGGACAGGCACAUACAGUGAGGCUGAUUUUGAAGUGCUCCAUGAUGCCAAUGCAGGUGGAUGGGGAGCCUUGGGCCCAAGGGCCCUGCACUGUCACCAUAACUCACAAGACACAUGCAAUGAUGUUAUAUUUCUCUGGAGAACAAACAGAUGAUGACAUCUCUAGUACUUCGGAUCAAGAAGAUAUAAAGGAGACUGAAUAGAUGGAUGAGGGAGUGAAAACUUUGCAUAGAAUCCUCACGCAAGUAGAUGUAUGUUCAUCCAAAAGUAUUAAUAGAAAUUCUCUAUCAGCUAUUCAGUCUUAAUUUCACUAGUAGUAUUAUGGGUAUACAUUUUUGUAAAUAGCAUCCCCAAACCAGCCAGCCUUCAGUUAUUUACAAACAUUUGUUCCUUUUUCAGCAAAAUACUUCAAAUGAGUAGUAUUAACUUACGAAAAGUCAAAAAAACUUACAUGAGAGUGAAAAUUUGUUAUGACUGUUUUGAGAGUGGGACUCGCUCUGAAGUAUGUGCUGUCUCAUUUCUUAUUUUUGAACCAUGCAUAUGAUGGACGCACAAUGGAUGGACACAUUAUAUCUCCAACAAGGUGUGGGUGGAAAGAUCAUUUCCAUCUUCAUUUUUAAUAUGGUGACACCAUAGCAUUUUAAAAAUUAACCUGCUUUUUUGAAAGGAAAUGAUUACUGUCAAACCACCAUGGUUAAUCGUGGGCAUCCUCCUGCAGCAUGCCUCUUAAGAUUUUCUGCAACCCAAACCAAGUAUAUGUAUUGAUUUCUAGGAACCCCCAAAAGGAGAAUAGUAAAAAAAGAUCAUACUUAAAAUUUGUAUUAUAAUUUUUAUUUUAGGAACUUAUUCAGACACGUAAAUGUUGUUUAAUUCUGUAGGUAACCAUUUGAGCUGAAAUUCAGGAUCUUUUUGAUGACACCAGUGUAGCCAAAAGAGAAGCAGAUAAGUGAAUUGGUAAGAAAUAAGAUUCAGAGCACUUUGGAUUGUAAGUUAUAGGUUCUGAGCUGAACAGUUUAUCACCCUCUCUUUUUAUUAAAAGACAGUGUCAACACUUCAAAAAUUGUGCUUAAAGGAAACUUAAUGGUGAGAUUAAUUGCUUAGGAAAAGCUCAAGGCUGACUGAUAAGUUUUAAAACUUUAGUGGUCUAGUAGCAUUUUGAAAUACAGUAGUCUUUUAACAGAAUUUCCCCUUAGGGAGGUAAGUGGACAGAAAUCUUUGCUAAAAUGUUUAUAUCAUAUUUAUUUUAAAAUGAGAGAUAUAUAUUUUUAAAUUAUUUAUUAUUUACCUUGUGGUAUGAUACCUGUGUUUAGUGUUUACGUUCUGUAGCUUUAUUUAAUAAGUUAAAUUGAUCACAUAAAUUCUGCUAGUCACAAUCAGAUAGAAAUUUAGUCUAUUAAGUAAUUAAAAUUUUAAUUUAAAUCUCCUGACAGAUAUCUAGACAUUCUUAUUCUUCACAAAUAUUCCUCAUUGUAUUG